Messenger RNA from Apis laboriosa (Himalayan honeybee), 3914 nucleotides. It is a transcript of the gene Tao, whose product is annotated as serine/threonine-protein kinase Tao. Gene Ontology annotation, molecular function: protein kinase activity; ATP binding. Bases 433 to 3126 code for a protein of 897 amino acids. The transcript is spliced from 12 exons. Gene Ontology annotation, biological process: protein phosphorylation. Lineage: Eukaryota; Metazoa; Arthropoda; Insecta; Hymenoptera; Apidae. The record is from RefSeq and is a predicted model, not a curated record.
CCAGACGAAAAGGCGUCAAAAAGUUUGCGAAUUCUCGUGUGUGGCCGAUAGUGGGUGCCGUAUUGCGUUGCCGCGGAUUGUCGCGUCUCGCGCGUGUGUGCGUACGUGCGUGACACGUACGAGGCGUGUACUUUUCCGGGGUGCGGUGCAUUUGCACAACGAAAAAUUGUGUUCCUCGGAUCUUAAUAUGCUCGAAGGAUCAGCCAAGUUCAGGAAAAAGAGGUGCUCCGCCUAAAGAGAGUGUUCGGAGCUGCGCGCAUGCUUCUGUGCCCGCUCCUUCGCCAUUUUGGAGAUAGAAUGUUAAAUUUUGGAAUGGACUGACAGAGAAUUAAGUAAAAUUAUAAAAUUUAGAAUAGAAGAUUGAAAAAUAAGAAGACGUCAAAACUCUGUCUGAAAUAGGCCUUGGCUUUAUAUAAUUAUUAAUACUUUACUAUGCCAGCUGUUCCAAGGCCUGGUAGCCUUAAGGACCCAGAGAUUGCUGAAUUAUUUGAAAAAAAUGAUCCGGAGAAAAUAUUUGAAGAUUUACGUGAAAUCGGACAUGGUAGUUUUGGGGCUGUUUAUUAUGCACGAUGUUUGGUUACCAAAGAAAUUGUUGCAAUCAAAAAAAUGUCAUAUUUGGGAAAACAAACUGUUGAAAAAUGGCAGGAUAUCUUGAAAGAAAUUCGUUUUCUUAGACAACUUAAUCAUCCUAAUACAAUAGAAUAUAAGGGUUGUUAUCUCAGGGACCACACUGCCUGGUUGGUAAUGGAAUAUUGCCUUGGUUCUGCAUCAGACAUUAUUGAAGUUCAUAAGAGACCAUUAAAAGAAGAUGAAAUAGCUGCAAUUUGUGAAGGUGUAUUACGUGGUUUGCACUAUCUUCAUUCUCUAGGAAGAAUUCAUCGAGAUGUAAAAGCAGGAAAUAUUUUACUUACUGAAAAUGGUACAGUAAAAUUGGCAGAUUUUGGAUCUGCAAGCAUAAAAUGUCCAGCAAACAGCUUUGUAGGAACUCCUUAUUGGAUGGCACCAGAAGUCAUAUUAGCUAUGGAUGAAGGACAAUAUGAUGGGAAAGUGGAUGUAUGGUCUUUAGGAAUAACAUGUAUUGAAUUAGCUGAGCGCAAACCACCUUAUUUUAAUAUGAAUGCUAUGAGUGCUUUGUAUCAUAUUGCUCAAAAUGAUACACCAACUUUAAAUUCUCCAGACUGGUCAGAUGUUUUUCGUCACUUUGUUGAAGUGUGUUUAACUAAAAGUCCAACUGAAAGACCAGCCUCUGGUAAACUGCUAUCACAUCAAUUUGUCACCAGAACACGUUCUCCACAAGUUCUAAUAGACUUAAUUCAGAGAACAAAAGCUGCUGUUAGAGAACUGGAUAAUUUAAAUUAUCGAAAAAUGAAAAAGAUUUUAAUGAUCGAUGCUUGUGAGACUGAAAGUACAGUUGGUGAUGCUGAUGAUACUCCUGAUGAACAAACAGGUGGUGAUAGUAGCAAGAGUAAUUCAAUUACCUCAGAACAUUCAAUUCAUUCAAUGGGCGUUUCUGCAAGCUCUCAAAGUUCCUCCACCAAUAGCCUGCCACUGCCAAAUGCUGAUGCAAAUGAUUAUUCUACAGGAUCUGUACGAAAUAGACAUAAAAUAUCAGCAGGCGGUGUCACUGCCAAUCUUCUUGAACAUGGUGCCAAUAAUUUUGCAACAAUUAGGACAACAUCAAUUGUAACUAAACAACAAAAAGAACAUAUGCAAGAAGAAAUGCAUGAACAAAUGAGUGGAUAUAAACGAAUGAGACGUGAACAUCAAGGUGCUUUGGUAAAAUUAGAAGAACGUUGUAAAAUGGAAAUGGAAUCCCAUAAACAAUUAUUGGACAAAGAAUAUGAAACACUUUUACAACAAUUUAGCAAAGAAUUAGAAAAACUUCAAUUAAGACAUUUGCAAGAAUUAGAACGUAAACUUAAACAAAAUCAAAAUGCUGAAAAGAAACUUCACAAAGAAAUUACAAGUAGACAAGAAGCAGAUCGAAAAGCAUUAGAAGCACAACAAAAGAAGGAUUAUAAGGUUUACAAAGAAAGAUGGAAAAAAGAAUUAUCUCAGGAUGAAGUUACACCGAAGCGGCAACGAGAUGCUACACUUCAAAGUCAUAAAGAUAAUUUACGACAAAUGGAAGCACAAGAAGAACAACGGCUUGCAAGAGGACAAAGGGAAUAUCUUGAUCUCGAAAUUCGUAAAUUCCGUAGAAAAAAGCUACUUGUUUUCCAUAGUUUGGAGCAAGAAUUACUUCGAGAAGAAUUAAAUAAAAGACAACAACAAUUAGAGCAAGCACAUAAUAUGUUAUUAAGACAUCAUGAAAAAACACAAGAAUUAGAAUAUAGACAACAAAGAGCAGUUCAUGCUUUGAGAGAAGAUCAAGUUCAUCGACAACAUGCUACAGAACUUUCUAAUCAACAGGAUUAUAUGCAAAGAGCAGAACGUGAUUUACGUAAAAAACAUGCAUUGGAACUCAAACAACAACCUAAGAGUCUCAAACAAAAAGAAAUGCAAAUUCGAAAACAAUUUAGAGAAACAUGUAAAAUACAAACACGACAAUAUAAGGCAUUAAAAGCUCAAAUAUUACAAACAACAGCUAAAGAAGAACAAAAAGCUGUUAUAAAAAAAUUAAAAGAGGAACAAAGAAGAAAAUUAGCUUUAUUGGGUGAUCAAUAUGAACAAAGUAUUGCUGAAAUGCUCCAAAAACAAAGUAUACGUUUAGAUGAAUCACAAGAAGUUGAAUGUCAUAAUCUUAAGGAAAGAUUAAAUUAUGAAUUAGAAAUGUUAAUGGCUUAUCAAUCUAAAAAUAAAAUGCAAGCUGAAGCGCAAAGAAACAGAGAACGUCGUGAGUUAGAAGAUCGAGUAUCAGUUAGAAGAGCAUUGCUUGAACAAAAAAUGGAACUUGAAACUCAGGAAUUUCUUCGUGAACGUAGUGAGCGAAUACGUUUAUUACAUGAAAGACAGGAACGUGAAUUACAACAAUUUGACGAGGAAAGUGCAAGAAUAGGAUUCAGUGCUCUGGCGAUAGCUGAGGCAUCAAAAGAAUCUUAUCCAGACGAUGAAAGCCUUAGUGGCUCAAUGUUAAGUCUGGCUCACAGUAAUAGUUCUACAUCCUUCCCCCCUAAUAGUCUUUAAUUUUAAUCAUAUUAAUAGAAUAUGUAUGUAUGUACGUUUGCCUGUAGUGAAUGUAUAACGAGCCUAUCUUUGUUUAAUUCAAUGAUUUACAUAUAUAGUAAAAGUUGGCUCGUUAUAUGCAUCGACCCAAACCUAAGAGAAAGGUUUGUUAGGGUUGGGAAUGUGUAUUGGACUGAAAUUAAUGUAACAGCAUAUUUUUUAAUUAUCAAAAUAUGUCAAUGUGAUCUAUCUGGAAAGAGAGCUUCAUAUUGAAGAAGAACUUAGAUGCUUUUUGCAACGUUGUAAUAUUUAUUAAUCAUAUCCAAAUACUUUGUGAACUAAAUAGGAUUAAAAAAGAAAAAAUCUUUUAAGUAUCAGUCUCAUCUACUAUGAAAAGUAAAUUUUAAUGUUCUUGGGCUUGAAGUAAGCCAACUAUCAUAGCAUACAGAAAAUUUUAUAUGCGACAGAAAAUGUUUAGAGACAUUUAUUUAUCAAUAUCUUGCAAUUAUAAUAAUAAAAAAAAAAUAGUAUAAUCAUAAUGCUCGAAUUAUUAUACAUUUGAUUUUGAUUAAUUGAAGAUUUGAAAUAAGAAUAAAACAAAAAUAAUAUUUUCGGUAAGAUUUUAACUUAUCAAAGGUCUCUAGUAUUAAAUAAUCUUACUGAUAAAUACAUGUGUUGACCUUUGAAAACUUAUUUCAAGCUUUCAAUAAUACUUAGUCUGAUUUAAUUGAGUGAUUUAUUUAUUUAAUUGCAUUUUUAAUGCAAUUAGGAUAUUUACAAAGUGACAAACUGAAAAAAUUUAGUUACAA